Bradysia coprophila is the source of this 1218-nucleotide messenger RNA. RefSeq names its product dehydrogenase/reductase SDR family protein 7-like. Gene Ontology annotation, molecular function: oxidoreductase activity. NCBI's taxonomy places the organism in Eukaryota, Metazoa, Arthropoda, Insecta, Diptera, Sciaridae. Gene Ontology annotation, cellular component: membrane. The record is from RefSeq and is a predicted model, not a curated record.
UCAUUGUCAUAAAAAUACAAACAGCUGGAUUGACAAAUCGAUCGAAACCGCGUCAUUUGCUCGUUCAAAAAGGCAAAACAAUUUUUACAAAAUCAAAAAUGAAAAAUCCAACCGACAUUGUUCCAAGGCCAUCAAAUCUCUUUUGGUGGAUCCUUGGUUCCGUUUCGUUAGCUCUAUCGAUGCCGUACACAAUAUUCAGCAUUCUAUGGCAAAUCAAACAAACAAAAUUGAAGGAAACUUUAGCCGGAAAGGUAGUUGUAAUAACUGGAGCUAGCAGUGGUCUUGGCGAGGCGCUAGCACAUACAUUUUACAUGGCUGGAUGUAAAGUAGUUUUAUGUGCUCGUCGGCAAGAAGAACUGGAGAGGGUACGGAAGGAUCUGCUGGAAUGUCAUCCGCGCGUUCCUACUCAUCCACCAGUUGUUCUACCACUAGACCUCUCCGACCUCAACUCCAUUCCAGACAAAAUCAAACAGGUCCUUGAAAUAUUCGAUCACGUUGACAUUCUAAUCAACAAUGGUGGCAUCAGUGUACGAUCAAAUAUUGUGUCCAGCUCCGUAGACAUUGACAUCAAAGUGAUGCUAGUGAAUUACUUUGGAUCGGUGGCAAUGACCAAGCACGUACUCCCUUCGAUGAUCCAACGGAAGCAAGGGCAAAUCGUUUUCGUCAGCAGCGUUCAAGGAAAAUUCGCCAUACCGAAUCGGUCAGCGUACGCUGCGUCCAAGCAUGCAAUGCAAGCGUUUUCCGAUAGUUUACGAGCUGAGGUGCACAAAGAUAACAUCGAAGUGUUGAUUGUCAGUCCGGGCUACAUAAACACAGCCCUGUCGUUGAACGCUUUGACCAGCACAGGUCGAGCUCAUGGAAUCACGGAUGCGGAAACAGCAUCCGGUAUGAGUCCGGAAAAGGCAUCCGAAGACAUUUUGAAGGCGGUGCUGAUGCAACAGAAGGACGUCGUGAUCGCUCCGUUGUACAUCAGACUGGUUGCCAAAUUGCGCCAUUUUUUGCCGGAAGUUUAUUUUUGGGCCAUGCAAAAGAGGGCCAAAACACUAGCCAGAAAAAUGGAAUUGGAAGCGAUCAAUAAAGCGGACUAGUUAGGUGAAAGAAUUUAUUUAUUUUUCGUUCGUGUCGAAAUUGUGAUGAUGUCUUUAGUAUUAAACGAAUUAUGGUGAGAAGUAGCUGUACUACCGAUUAUGAGACAAAUAAAUGGACUUGAAGUGAGAA